This is a messenger RNA of Penaeus indicus, 1214 nucleotides long. RefSeq lists its product as uncharacterized. Lineage: Eukaryota; Metazoa; Arthropoda; Malacostraca; Decapoda; Penaeidae. The record is from RefSeq and is a predicted model, not a curated record. Gene Ontology annotation, cellular component: membrane. Gene Ontology annotation, molecular function: transmembrane transporter activity. The coding region runs from base 37 to 1011 and encodes 324 amino acids. The transcript has 7 exons.
UCCCUGGUAGACAGAUACGAAUUCUGGCUUCUGUCCAUGUUGCUGUUGCUUCAGUUCUGCGGCUACAUGGUGGUGCUAGACAUGGAGGAGACGGUUUGUUUCCAGAUGCUGGGCGACAAAGCCCACAAGUACGGGCUGCAAAGACUCUGGGGCACAGUCAGCUACGGCGUCACGGCUGUGGUCGGGGGGGCGCUGGUCGACUGGUAUUCAAGGGGCCAAGAGCAGAAGGACUACCUGCCUGUGCACGUGAUGGUGGUCGUAGCCUUGGCACUGGACGCGGUGGUCGUCUCGCUCCUCAAAUUCACGGUUCCCGAAAAGAAAAUUUCCUCAACCGAUGUCCGCGCCGUCUUCAAGCAGCCUUCCGUUUUGCUCAUUUUGAUGACGACCGUGGUGCUGGGGACGGCCGGGGGCAUGGUCAGCGCCUUCUACCUCCUGCUGGUGGAGGACACGGCGGCGCUGUGGAGUCCUUCCUUCGCUUACCUCAAACUCCUUCAGGGUCUGUUGCUCGGGGUUCAGUGCCUCGUGUCGGAGGUGCCCUGCUUGUUCUUGGCUGGAAAAAUCAUCUCCAAACUCGGCUACGCAAAGUCCUUCUCCCUGGCCCUCCUCGCCUUCAGUCUCCGCCUGUGCCUGUACUCCUGCGUCUCGAAUCCCUGGUGGUUCCUGCCCAUCGAGCUCCUCCACGGGGUGUCCUUCGCCUUGGCCCUCGCCUGUGGCACUUGCUACGCCAACAGCAUCACUCCCGCCGGCGCUGAGGCCACUAUGCAGGCCAUCUUCGGCAGCGCCUUCCACUGCGCAAGUGGUCUGGGAGGCCUUGUUGGUAGCUGGCUGUUCCACGUGACGAAUGGCUGGUGGAGAGCCUUUUUCUCAAUGGGAUCAGCUGUUGGUGUGUACGCUGUUCUGUUUACGAUCGUCCACGUGGUCCUGACUCGGGUUGGCAGCGGCAAAUCAGCUGUUCAGAAAGAGAAAAGCGGAGAUGACAGCGAAACCCCCACGGGCUGCUGCGAGUGCUGAAGGGAAAGGCAACAACAAGUGCAAAAUACAUGGAGUGUUUGUUAUUUGCUGAGUGUUCCGAGCCAAGUUGUUAUUGGUAUUGUUUAUUUUGUUUGUGAAUGUGAAGAGAUUAUGUGGAAAAGUCGGUCGGAGAUGGAUAAAUGCUUAGGGUUUGGAGAGGGAGCAUGUAAAAGAAAAUACGAAGAAUAGGAGAGAAGAGGGAG